Messenger RNA from Adineta ricciae, 1857 nucleotides. NCBI's taxonomy places the organism in Eukaryota, Metazoa, Rotifera, Eurotatoria, Adinetida, Adinetidae. The record is from the annotation of a GenBank genome assembly.
AUGGUGGACCUGGAGCCGUUUUCAACUGACGUUCUCUGGAUAUUAAUUAUCGGGUUCAUUAUUGCAUUUGUGCUAGCGUUUGGAAUUGGCGCUAAUGAUGUGGCGAACUCGUUUGGUACAAGUGUCGGUAGCAAAGUAAUAACGUUACGACAAGCAUGCAUUCUAGCAACAAUAUUCGAGAUACUUGGAUCGAUUUUGAUCGGGGCGAAGGUGUCAGAUACGAUACGGAAAGGUAUCAUCGAUCCAACACUAUUUGAUAAUCCAAAAGAACUCAUGCUCGGUCAAGUAGCAUCGUUACUUAGUUGCUGCAUUUGGUUAUUAGUAGCUACGUUCUUUAAUUUACCAGUUUCGGGGACACAUAGCAUUGUCGGUGCAACUGUUGGCUUCGCUCUCGUUGCUCACGGUUCUCGUGGUAUUCAAUGGAUCGAAUUCGCUAAAAUUGGUGGCUCAUGGUUUGCUUCACCGGCAUUGGCUGGUAUCAUCUCUAUCGGUGUAUUUAUUGUCAUACGAAAAUUUAUCCUUGAACAAAAUGAUCAAUUAAGAGUUGGUCUUCGUUGGUUACCUGUUUUCUAUGGUGUUACAAUUAUGAUCAAUGUUUUUUCUAUUCUUCUCUCAGCACCACCACUUCUCUAUUUCGAUCGUAUUCCAUUGUGGGGAAAAUUUGUUGCGACAAUUCUUGUCGGACUUCUCGUUGGUUUGAUCGUCAUGACACUCGUGAAACCGCGAAUGAGGAAAAGCAUUCAAGAGACUUUGAAGAAAAAACAUGACCUGAUUAGUCGUGGGGAAGAACCACAACUAACUAAAACUGAAGGUCGUUUUGAAACCUAUACCGUAAAUCGCUUGGAAAACGUCAAUACAAGUGAUAAGGAAACUCAAAUUGAUCAUAUAUCAAUGUUGAAAGAAUUUGAUUUAAUUCGUUAUCAACAACAGCAUCCUGACCAAUUUCGCCCUUAUGUGGAAAUGCAACGAAUUCGAAAGGAUUCUGAAACAAUGUCGAAUGCAGGUGGAAGUACAAUCUCGCGCAUUCGUCGAGAAAGUGAUCGUUUCCGUACGGAUAAUGCGAUGUCCGAUGUCGGAAGCGUUAGUGGACAUCGACCUCAACCAGCCAUCCGCGAAAAAACAAAAAUCUAUCGUCUACCACAAUAUGCGAAUCCAGCCAGUGUACCUGGCUCCGUUUCUAAUGAAAAUAAAAGUUUACUAUUAGCUGCGGUAUUUAUGCCCCAUGAGGAUAAUUUGUCAUCAGCAUCGGGAAAUCAGAAUAGUUCAAAUGAAGAACUGGAUGAAGUUGAAGAUAAAAUGCCGGAAAUAUCGCAAAAGAAGAAAAAAGUUGAUACAACGAACGAUUCGAUAGAAGUGGCGGGAAUUUUCAAGUAUUUACAAAUUCUUACAGCUAUUUUUGGCGCCUUUGCUCAUGGUGGUAACGAUGUCAGUAAUGCUAUUGGCCCAUUGAUUGGUCUUUGGUUGAUUUUCAAUGAUGGUACUGUCACUGCUCAGUCAGCUACACCAUUGUGGGUUCUUUUCUAUGGUGGUCUUGGUAUAUCUGUCGGCCUGUGGGUUUGGGGUCGCCGGGUUAUUCGUACCAUUGGUGAAGAUUUGACGAAGAUUACACCAUCAAGCGGUUUUGUUAUUGAAAUUUCAACUGCAUUUACCGUUCUUGUGGCAUCGAAUUUGUCUAUACCAAUUAGUACAACUCAUUGCAAGGUUGGAAGUGUUGUUGCCAUUGGUCGUUUUCGUUCAAAACAAAGUGUCGAUUGGUCAUUAUUUCGUAACAUUAUUGUCGCUUGGGUGGUCACUGUUCCAGUGACAGGUGGCAUCGCAGCAGGUGUCAUGGCGCUUCUUCGCCUUCUGUUUUUAUGA